AGGGGCACCAAAAUCAUCUUCAUAUUUCAAAGCAGAAUCCAACAUUCGCAUUUUGGCCAUUUGAAUCUCAACCAAGUGAUUACAAUCUGUGAAAGUGAUCUGCACACACAGUAAGAACACAAAUGUCUUCAGAGAAGAGUUCAAUGGAUGCUCCCAUUACUCAGGAGAUUGAGGAGAGAUUGAAGGAUCUGGGUGUUGAUGAUAAAUCCCAAGAAACAACAAAAAAGAAAGGCAUGGAGGAUAAGAAAAAAGAAUCAGAUUUGGAACAUACAUCUGAGGCUAAGACUGAGACUGACAAGGUAGAGGAGAAGAUGGAUAUUGAUGAAGAUAAAGUUGUCAAGGACAGUGAAAAGGAAGUGGAAGUAGAAGUGGCUUGUGUGGAUCACAGGACUUAUGCUGGAGAUGAGGGCAAGACUGAAGAUGUUCCAGUUACAAUUGUUCAUGAGAUUCAUGGCAAAAAGGAGUUACCUCCUUCUGGGAUCCUUCAGACUGCGGGUGCUAAGGUUAUGACCACAGCCACUGGUAUCAAGGAUUCCAUUGUUGGAAAACCCAAAAGUAGUAAGUGAUUUUCCAAAAAAUUGUAAUUGAUUAGGUCAUUUUGUUUGGUGGAAUUGUGCAUUUUUUAAAUUUUGAGUUGUGGGGAAAAAGGUUGUCUGUGUAUUCUUGUUUAUUUAUUUGGGUAAGUAUGGAUUUAAUUCAAAGGACAGCCUUUGGGAAAUAUGGUGGUUCUGUUGUUGGUUAUUAUGUUUGGAUUGGCCAUGGCCAGAAUAUUAACCAUAUCAGCUACUUGUAAUGUACAAUUCUUUUGACUGUUGAUGAAUUUUAUUGGAAUUUUAUGAUCA
Messenger RNA from Cryptomeria japonica (Japanese cedar), 842 nucleotides. RefSeq lists its product as uncharacterized. The record is from RefSeq and is a predicted model, not a curated record. The transcript is spliced from 2 exons. The coding region runs from base 123 to 566 and encodes 147 amino acids. NCBI's taxonomy places the organism in Eukaryota, Viridiplantae, Streptophyta, Pinopsida, Cupressales, Cupressaceae.